CACAACUUUCUAAUAAGACAGACUUCCUUUCCUCCCUUACUUCCUUAAACGCAAGUGCUGAAAGGAGAAUUCAGUAGAAAAAACUCCGUCACUAACCAAAAAGCACUAUCAGAAAAGUGUAAGUGAAGAUUUACUAAGAAUUUUAACUCCUACACUGUAAAACCCCAGAGAAGAACAUGAAUUUUUCACUUGCUGAAAAUGAAACUGGAAAAAACUCCACAGAAAUGCCUGUUACUUACUGUGAUACGGAAGAGAAAUCACUAUCUUUAACUCUACUAUUUUCAUAUUCGGUCAUUUUUGUAAUUGGAUUGGUUGGCAAUAUUACUGCCCUGUAUGUUUUUCUGGGCAUUCCUUGCAAGAAGAACUCUAUCCAUGUUUAUUUGCUUAAUGUUGCCAUCGCAGAUCUCUUACUGAUAUUUUGUCUCCCUUUCCGAAUAUUCUAUCACAUAGCCCAGAACAAGUGGCUGUUGGGCUUGUUAUUUUGCAAGAUUGUAGGAAACUUAUUUUAUAUGAACAUGUACAUCAGCAUUGUACUACUAGGGCUUAUUAGUUGGGACCGUUAUGUAAAAAUUAACAAAUCUAUACCACGCGCUAGAGUGUUAACAGCAAGACAAAGCGUAUAUUUGUGUUGUACGCUGUGGACAGUUGCAAUAAUGGGAUUUAUACUGAUGGUUGUUCAGUCUACCAGGAAUGAAGAUAAAUAUUCAUCAAAAUGUUUCCAUUACAGAGAGAAGCAAAACGCAAAAAUGGAAGCAGGUGUUAAUUAUAUUCUUGUUAUAAUAUUUUGGAUUGUUUCCAUCCUACUGAUUCUGUCGUAUGUUAAAAUUGCAAACAAUCUUCUGAAAAUUUCCAAGAAGAGAACAAGUUUUCCUAAUACUAGAACAUAUGUUGCCAUUGCAAGGAAAUCUUUCAUAGUACUUAUCAUUUUCACAUUAUGCUUUGUUCCUUAUCAUAUAUUCAGAUUUAUUUAUAUCACUUCACAACUACAAAAAACUUCUUGUUACUGGAAACAGAUCAUUCACAAAUACAAUGAGAUCACAUUAGUCUUCUCAUCAUUUAACAGCUGCUUAGAUCCAGUUAUGUAUUUCUUCAUGUCCAGAAGUGUCCGGAAAACUGUACUUCAACUGAUUUGUAAGCGACUUCAUGUGGAUUCAAGUGUGAAUGAGAGUACUUCAGAGACAAAACAAGGACAUUCUUUUCAAGAUAACUCAGAAAUCCCAAGUCACCAUUCCAGAAUGCAUCUUAAUAAGAUUAACAAUUAACAUAUAUUUCUGCUCAGAAGUAACUUCCAUUUGAGUUCAGUGAGUGAAUAGGAUUGUAGCUUAAAGUUAACAAAUCCUGUCAACAGAGAUAACAUUUUUGCAUGGUCUUAGUUUUAGUUACUCUCAUGCAGAACUUCCUUAAGAAUUUGCUUUGGUUAUCACAUAUAUAAUUUUGUAAUAGCUAAGACUUUUAAAUUUAAGAGUAAGGUUUCUGAGAUGAAAAAGUAGUAAUAGCUGUAGAUGCAGUAGACUUUUGAAAAGGUGUGUGUGUAAAGUAUAUUAGAAGCAGAAAGUAAUCUCCGCAGAAGACUCUUGUGUAUGUAAUGAUGUUUGCUAGCAUUAAUUCUCAAUAACAUUUUACAACUGUACUGCAGACUUACAUUAAUUAAAACUAUUUGUGUCAAUGGAUUCCAAACUAUACUGUAUACAUGCAGACAAGUAUCUCAAAUAUUACAAAACAAGUUUAGUGUGUUCACUCGUUUCUUUUCAUUUUAACAUAAAACACAUAUAAAAUAAAAAAUACCUUAUAAAGCAGGAAGAAAAUAAUAAUAAGAAUCUAGCGGAGUAAAUAUGCUUAGAAUUACACUGCACAUGUAACCAAGGGUUACAAAAGUCAGAAAAUGUAGAAUGAAUUGUUAACCAUGAAUCCUUAACAAUGAAAUUGAAAUAGAGCAGGUAAAAAUUCUAUAUUGCACUUUCCUGAUUAUGGCUACUAACCCGUUGCUGACACUACUGAAUUAGAAAUGAUUGGAAAGCACUCUGUAUUGCCAAGUGUGGGUGCCAAGCAGGAGAUGGCAGAGGAUCCUUUCACAGCCAUGUUUAAAAGGGGCAGUGGCAUGUGCAGGUUGCCAUGCAAGAAUGAAAGGGCUACAUUUGCUGAAACUCCAGCACUGUCAGUCUUUGCAUUUUGAUUACCUUAAAGAAGAAAUAUUCUCUAAUGAAAUAUGCAGACAUCCCACACUUAAUAUUUGUCUUCUAGCUGGUUAUUCCUACAUUAUACGUACCUCGCAUAUAGUAGAACCCUAAAACACAUCUCUGUGUUUUGAUAAUAUUAAAAUAAAAUGAGAAAAAUUGUAGUACCUUGUGAGUGGGUUUGGGCAUUCUAAGCCCCUGCAAGUGGUUAAAAUCCCACUGUGGUGUUCCUGAAUAGAAAAGGGUCAGAUACUGUAUCUGGUUCCUCUGAUCGCAACUGAAUAACACUAUCAGCAACUGACUGCUUGCUUCUGCAUUUGUUUUUGUAAGCCACAGUCUAAAUUAGCAACCCAAAUUUCCUGAGCCACAAUAAUUUAAACGAUUGUUGCAUGUAUUAUGGAUACAGUAAUGUUUUUAUCGGUCUGCUUGUAACAUGCAUGGCAAAGUUCACUUUCUAUCAGGCUUCUAUACAGUAUGUCUAGAAGAUGGCCGUAAAUAGGUGAAAUGGUGGCUCCAACAUCACAACUUGUGUUGGGGUCUUUGCCCGUAACUGGAUCCAUUGCUGGCAAAAUUAUACAAUGAAGAACCCUGGCCAUGUCACCAUGGAGGUACAGCACUGGGCAGCCACAGUCUUUCAGUCAAAAAGGACUAAGCGAACCUGAGACAAAGCUGUUAUCCAGGAAGGGGGGGUAGAAGAUGUUUCAUGUUGCAGAAGUUAAGCAGAAUAGGUUUGCUUAGCCCUAGCCUGCCAUAAUUCAGAAGUUGCUUUAUCUGUAGCAAUCAGAGACACUGUUUAGUCUUUGGGCCUAUAAGCCUCAAAGUUCCAGUUCUAAAUAACAACAUACAUGCAGGAAGUAAGUGUUCCCAUCCUAAACCAUGCCUUUGCCAAUGUUAUUUAUUUAUUUGGCUUUGAGUAAGAACCAAAGCUAAAGAAAUACCUACUAUUUUACUUACUACAUUGCCUCUAAAAGGUUUAAAAUUAGUGCUUAGGUGGCGCUGUGGGUUAAACCACAGAGUCUAGGGCUUGCUGAUCAGAAGGUCGGCGGUUCGAAUCCCUGCAACGGGGUGAGCUCCUGCUGCUCGGUCCCAGCUCCUGCCCACCUAGCAGUUCGAAAGCACAUCAAAGUGCAAGUAGAUAAAUAGGGACCGCUCCAGCGGGAAGGUAAACGGUGUUUCUGUGUGCUG
This is a messenger RNA of Zootoca vivipara (common lizard), 3359 nucleotides long. It is a transcript of the gene GPR34, whose product is annotated as G protein-coupled receptor 34. Gene Ontology annotation, molecular function: G protein-coupled purinergic nucleotide receptor activity. Gene Ontology annotation, cellular component: membrane. The record is from RefSeq and is a predicted model, not a curated record. Gene Ontology annotation, biological process: G protein-coupled receptor signaling pathway. NCBI's taxonomy places the organism in Eukaryota, Metazoa, Chordata, Lepidosauria, Squamata, Lacertidae.